Molecule: messenger RNA, 3927 nt
Organism: Bactrocera dorsalis (oriental fruit fly)
Lineage: Eukaryota; Metazoa; Arthropoda; Insecta; Diptera; Tephritidae
Gene: dbo
Product: kelch-like protein diablo
Exons: 7
Coding region: 597-2405 (602 amino acids)
Molecular function (GO): protein binding
Source: RefSeq, a predicted model, not a curated record
GUUGGCAUCACUAUAAGUCGGAUGUGUGUUGGUGUCGUGCAGUGAGGUGAAUCGAGAAAAAGUGACGAUUUUCUCAAUUUAUUGUGAAAAUAAUUGAGGAAACUAGCAUUUUUAUAUAAUAAACGUAAAGAUGAACUUAAAUAUAACAAAUAUACGUUAUUAGGCGAAAUUUUACGCAAGACAGUGCGCUGUAGUGACGUUUGUAAAAUUUUGCCUUGCAAAAACGUACGAAAGACAAGACAAAACGAAACAAAAAUAGCAGCAGCAGCAGAACGGUGUGGCACCAGCUUAGGGCGGCAGCAAUCACGCAGACGAAUAUUUUGGAAGGAAGGUCGGUCGAUUAUUUGACCGAGGGCAAAAGUAGUGUGCGAAAAAAUAAAAAUUCGACGUAUAUUUUAUAUUUGUCGCGUUUCUAAACUUUUACAUAUUACAAUUUUCAAUGCAACACAGCUACUGAGAUAACAGCGAAAAUUGCCUUUUCGAAAAUUGCCACUUGGAGUUGGUCGUGGUGUUUUGGGCUUGCCGUAGACAAAAACGCUAAGAUAGACGCGGUGUGGGGUUGGGCUUCUGCCCCGCUGCGUUUAGCGGCGAACAGGAUGGGCGAUCCAAUGCUGGCAGGAGCGGCUGGCAGCGCUGGCACUUCAACUGGUGCCAUCGAUCGUCCACCGUCUCCGGCACGUCUAUCGCACACCUCGGAGAAACACCCCAAGGUUACAUUAUCUGAGUUGAAUAUGCUGCGACGCCAUCGGGAACUUUGUGAUGUUGUACUCAAUGUUGGCGGUCGUAAAAUUUUCGCACAUCGCGUAAUACUUUCCGCCUGCAGUCCAUAUUUUCGCGCCAUGUUCACCGGUGAAUUGGAGGAAUCACGACAAACCGAAGUAACUAUACGAGAUAUUGAUGAAAAUGCCAUGGAGUUGCUUAUCGACUUUUGCUACACUGCACACAUUAUUGUCGAGGAGUCAAAUGUGCAAACUUUAUUACCAGCAGCAUGCCUACUACAGCUGGUUGAAAUACAGGAUAUUUGCUGUGAAUUCCUAAAGCGACAAUUGGAUCCGACAAAUUGUUUAGGCAUACGCGCCUUUGCCGAUACACACUCUUGCCGGGAAUUGUUGCGCAUUGCCGACAAAUUUACACAACACAACUUCCAAGAUGUUAUGGAAAGCGAGGAAUUUCUAUUGCUACCCGUUGGACAACUUGUGGAUAUUAUAUGCAGCGAUGAGUUGAAUGUACGUUCUGAAGAGCAGGUUUUCAAUGCUGUUAUGUCUUGGCUGAAAUACAAUGUGGCGGAUCGUCGUCAACAUUUGGCACAGGUUUUGCAACAUGUACGUUUACCGCUGUUGUCACCAAAAUUCCUCGUUGGUACUGUUGGCUCUGAUUUGUUGGUGCGUUCAGAUGAAGCAUGCCGUGAUCUCGUUGAUGAAGCCAAGAACUAUUUAUUAUUACCACAAGAACGUCCACUAAUGCAAGGUCCGCGCACACGCCCACGUAAACCAACACGUCGUGGUGAAGUGUUGUUUGCUGUUGGCGGCUGGUGUUCAGGUGAUGCCAUUGCCUCCGUAGAACGUUUUGAUCCGCAAACAAACGAUUGGAAGAUGGUUGCACCGAUGAGUAAGCGACGUUGUGGCGUCGGUGUUGCCGUACUCAAUGAUUUACUCUAUGCCGUUGGCGGUCAUGAUGGACAAAGCUAUUUGAAUAGCAUCGAACGUUAUGACCCGCAAACAAAUCAAUGGUCUUGUGAUGUCGCGCCAACCACCUCCUGUCGCACUAGUGUUGGCGUGGCCGUCCUGGACGGAUUUUUGUAUGCCGUCGGCGGGCAGGAUGGCGUACAGUGUCUGAAUCAUGUUGAGCGCUACGAUCCUAAAGAGAACAAAUGGUCAAAGGUCGCACCAAUGACAACCCGCCGUUUAGGCGUGGCCGUAGCCGUUUUGGGUGGUUAUCUCUACGCCAUUGGUGGCUCUGAUGGCCAAUGCCCACUAAACACGGUCGAACGCUAUGAUCCAAGACAAAAUAAGUGGUGCGCUGUAAACCCAAUGUCCACACGUCGCAAGCAUUUGGGCUGCGCCGUCUUCAAUAACUACAUAUACGCUGUCGGUGGACGUGAUGAUUGCAUGGAAUUAUCAUCAGCUGAACGCUAUAACCCGCAUACAAAUACCUGGAGCCCAAUCGUGGCAAUGACUUCUCGUCGCAGCGGUGUUGGCUUGGCCGUAGUGAAUGGGCAGCUAUACGCCGUUGGCGGUUUUGACGGCUCCGCCUACUUAAAAACAAUUGAAGUUUACGAUCCAGAAACCAAUCAAUGGCGUUUAUGUGGUUGUAUGAAUUAUCGUCGCUUAGGUGGUGGCGUAGGUGUGAUGAGAGCACCACAGACUGAAAACUAUAUGUGGAUACGCAAAGAUUCCGUUGUUUGAUUGAAUACCGAGGUGUGUUAUUAAAGCCGUGGCCACGACAUAAACAUUUAGCGCGUUGCUACGGUACAUUUUAAGGCUUUUAAGCUUAAAUUAAAUUCGUAAGCAGAGUAAAUAUAUAUUGAAAACUACAAACAUAAAGAAAAAAUCGAAUAACCUAACUAAAACUAAUUAUAACAAAAAAUAAAUAUAUAUAAACAAAAAACAAAAAAACUAAAAAAAAAUAUUGCGCAUGAAUUCCAUUUACAUUAAAACAAAUGAAAUUCAUUGUUUGCCGCUUGCCUGUGAUGAUAAUGUGGAUUGUGAAAUUGUUUGUGCGAGUGGCCGUCAUGUUGCGCUUAGCCAAAUUUCACUUUGUAAAAUUGAUAACAAAACAUUUCCACAUAGCUGUAUGGAACAGCUAUUUGUCCCGUGCGCUGCAACACAAUGCUGAAACACAGACACAAUAAACUAAAACAAAAAAAUGCAAUUGCUUGCGCAGUGCACGGGACAUGCAAAACAAUUUUUUUGUAAACGAAUAAAACUGCAAUAUUACGAGUGUUGUAAAGUGAAAAAAUAUUGAAAGAUUGAACUAAUUUUAAAAAAAGUUGUAGGAAAUUAAGGGUAUAAAAAUUUUAACUGCCUUCUAAUUGCAAAUAAAAAUAAAAAAUAAGAACAUUUUUUUAAUUUAAUAAUUAAAUAAGCCUAUGACCAGUAUCCAUUAGCAGUUCUAACACGAAAAUAUAUUGAAAUAUUUACUAAUGCAUAAAAAAGCAAUUUUGUGCUAAAAUAAUUUUUUAUUUAACCUUACUUUUUCUAAUGUAAAUAUAUAUACUCGUAUAUAUGUAUAUUAAUUUUGCGGUCGAUAGUGAUUUUUUUAAUUUGCAAACUUGCACUUUAAGCACGCAUUAAUAAAUUUAUUUGUUUUCUCUUUAAUAAAGACCUAAUUUAUUUACUAUAAAAAUGAACCUGAAGCUGGCAGCUCCCACUCAUAGUAUUAAGCGACUAAAAACAUGUUAAAAAUAAUAAAGAAAGUAAAUAAAUAAAAAAGCAAAUAAAUAAAAAUAACUAAAAAACUAUAUAAACGCAAACGUUAAGAACCAAAAAUAUAUAUAUAAACAUUAACGGAGUAAUCAGCGAUUAACUUAUUACCAGCUAAUUUUAAUAUAAAAUUUGUGGUUAAUCCGCGUGAAUUUGCUUUUCGAAAAUAUUAUUUUUUUUGUGAAACGUAACUUUGUUUUAAUUUUAGUUAAACUGCAUUUCUCAAUGAAUUAAUAAAGAAAUAUAUGUAUUGUAUGUACGUAAGCGUAUUUGUAGAAGCAUGCACCACAUGUGUAUGUAUAUGUACGCAUGUAUUUGUAAACUUAAUGAAAACAUUGUUCUUUGCUGGAAAUAAAAUGUUGACAACUAAAUUAAGAAUUUAUUAAUAUAAUAUAUUAUAUAUAAUAAUAACAAAAAAGUGCGUAAUGCUGUAGAAUACCUUGAAAUCGAGUUCUACUGUGACGAAAUUAACGAAUAUAUUAAUAAAUAACUGGACAAAACAUUA